AUGGGAGACAAAAAAGUUAUAUACUCCACAUCAGCCCCUGGAAUUUCUAAGUUGAAAGGGUCAGCCAACUAUGCCAGUUGGAAAUUUGACAUGAAGAUGGCUCUAAAGUAUGAGGGAUUGUGGAAUUGCAUUGAACCACGAAAUAAUAACACAGAGACGACACCACUAACUGUUGAUCCAGACAAAGAUGAGAGGGCACAUACCAAGAUUGCCAUGCACCUGGAGGCAGCUCCAAAACUACAUAUCAGGACGGCCAUAUCAGCGAAGGAAGCAUGGGACAUUUUAGCAAAGCAGUAUGAAGUCAAGAGCACAAACAGGAGAAUAUUUCUGCUGGACCAGCUUUUAGAUUUGAAGUUGGAAGUAUGCAACAGCAUGAGUGAGUAUAUUUCUAAAUUUCUUGAUCUCAAUGCUCAACUUGCUGACAUAGAGAAACCCGUAGACGAUGAAAUGAAGGCGUGUCUACUUCUAAGAGGUUUGCCUGAGUCUUACAGGGCAUUUAGGAUGGCAGUCGAGAGUACAGAUAAAGUAGAAUAUGAAGGUUGGGUCACUUGA
Molecule: messenger RNA, 552 nt
Organism: Macrosteles quadrilineatus (aster leafhopper)
Lineage: Eukaryota; Metazoa; Arthropoda; Insecta; Hemiptera; Cicadellidae
Exons: 2
Coding region: 1-552 (183 amino acids)
Source: RefSeq, a predicted model, not a curated record